Molecule: messenger RNA, 1618 nt
Organism: Ixodes scapularis (black-legged tick)
Lineage: Eukaryota; Metazoa; Arthropoda; Arachnida; Ixodida; Ixodidae
Product: fibroin heavy chain-like
Exons: 3
Coding region: 238-1527 (429 amino acids)
Source: RefSeq, a predicted model, not a curated record
GAUUUUGGCGCUUUCUUAUCCAGCUUAUCCAACACGUGCUGAUCAGCACGUGCAGGUCAUUUUUAGGAAGUGUUAGUCUCAUUGAUAACCACAGUGCCACAAUUCCCUUUCUUUUCUUUUGUUAAUGUUUUUCUAACUAAGUGUACAGGUGGCAAGCACUCUCCGGCUCACUAUAUAAGGGGCAUCGGAACUGACCUAAUUCAGCAGUCGGACUCUCGCAGACACUCAUCUUUCACCAUGACUGGACUUCGUGCCUGCCUUCUUCUGGCCCUGGCCAGCAGCGCCAUUGCUGGUCAAGUCUAUGGCGGCCUUGGCCACAGCGUCGUCAGCUCUGGCCUCGGCUACACCAGCCUCGGCCACUCCGGCCUCGGGUAUUCCGGCCUCGGCUACUCUGGCUACGGUGGCUACGGUGGCUACGGCUACGGUUCCGGCCUCGGUUAUGGCAACGCCGUCGGUUUCGGAAACGGCUUUGGCUACUCUGGUUUGACUGGCUACACUCUUGCUGCUCCAGCUGUGCGUCGUACCGUGUCCACCUACCACGCCGCUCCAGCCGUCGCUACCUACCAAGCUGCUCCAGUCGCCACUUACCACGCUGCUCCAGCCGUGACUAGGGUGUCUACCAUUCAGGCUGCUCCGGCUGUCGCUACUUACGCCGCGGCCCCUGUCGCCACCUACGCCGCUGCCCCAGCUGUCACCCGAGUCGCUAGCUACCGGCCAGCUGUCGCUCGUGUCGCUACCUACCAGGCUGCUCCAGCUGUCACCCGCGUCUCAACCUACCGGGCUGCUCCAGCUGUCGCUACCUACGCCGCUGCUCCAGUUGUCACCUCCGGUUUCGGCCUCUCCGGCGUCGGCCGCUCCGGCCUCGGCUACUCUGGCUACGGUGGCUACGGCUAUGGUUCCGGCUACGGCUAUGGUUCCGGCUACGGCUAUGGUUCCGGCUUCGGUUAUGGCAACGCUGUCGGUUUUGGAAACGGCUUUGGCUACUCUGGUCUGACUGGCUACACUGUUGCUGCUCCUGCUGUGCGUCGUACCGUGUCCACCUACCACGCCGCCCCGGCCGUCGCCACCUACCACGCCGCUCCAGCUGUCGCCACCUACCACGCCGCUCCAGCUGUCGCCACCUACCACGCUGCUCCAGUUGCCACCUACGCCGCUGCUCCAGCCGUGACUAGGGUUUCCACCGUCCACGCUGCUCCAGCUGUGGCCAGCUACCAGACCUACCACGCUCCAGCUGUCGCCACCGUCGCCCAUGCCCCGGCUGUGGCUAGCUACCAGACCUACCAUGCUCCCGCUAUUGCCACUGUGGCCCAUGCCCCAGCUGUCGCCACCUACCAGACCUACCACGCUGCCCCAGCCAUCGCCACUUACGCCCACGCUGUUCCGGUCUACGGGUAUGGCGUUGGAUCCCUCGGCUACGGCGCCGGCAGCUAUGGCUAUGGUCACGGCCUGGGAAGCUACGGCCUGAACUACGGUUACGGCCUCGGCACCUACGGCGAUUACGCCACCCUCCUCCGCAAGAAGAAGUAAACACAAUCAAGGAACCAUCUGUUGCCAGAAGAUUUGCUGGGUUAUCAAAUUCAUGUGUCAUCUAAGUGUACAAUAAACAUUUCGAGAUGAA